CAAAAUUAAAAAAUAUACAGGGAUGGAGCAUUCAAUCCGUAAAGGCCCAAGUGCUUUGAAUCAACUACGUUUUGCAGGAGAGAUAAUGUUUGAUAAUUUCCAUGACCAAAUCAGGUGGGAUAAAUAUAAAAAGAAGCAAAGAAAACGAGAAGACCAUCACCUCAGACGGUCACUAGGCCUUGGAGGAAUUUCGAGAAAAAUGUGGAGGAAGGAAAAUGAGAGGUUUAUGUACGAUGAUGAGAAAUUGAUCAAACCUGACACACCACUGAAGGAAAUAUUUCCUCAAGAUGAGGUAAAAGAAAAGUUGAAGACUAUUGAUAUCAUCACUGAGCACCCUAACCCUACUAAUCCUCAUGCUCUUUCGAAUUCCCAAAAGAUUUACAAGACUCUUAAAAUUGCUCGAACUUACCAGCCAAGGCCUCCUAGCAGUGGGUUGAAAGAGUACUAUUACUUUCACCCUCAGAACAGGUAUAAGCACAGAUUUUACCCAAAAAAUUUCAAUUAA
Messenger RNA from Moneuplotes crassus, 505 nucleotides. The record is from the annotation of a GenBank genome assembly. NCBI's taxonomy places the organism in Eukaryota, Ciliophora, Spirotrichea, Euplotida, Euplotidae.